This is a messenger RNA of Plodia interpunctella (Indianmeal moth), 3234 nucleotides long. It is a transcript of the gene mus301, whose product is annotated as mutagen-sensitive 301. Gene Ontology annotation, molecular function: nucleic acid binding; ATP binding. The record is from RefSeq and is a predicted model, not a curated record. Lineage: Eukaryota; Metazoa; Arthropoda; Insecta; Lepidoptera; Pyralidae. The transcript is spliced from 16 exons. Bases 149 to 3103 code for a protein of 984 amino acids.
UAAUAAGCGACGUGCGUGCGAGAAGUUUCUGUUUGUAAACACAAUUUAUUAAGUAUGUACCUACAUAUUAUUUAUUUAUUAAAGAUCAAUUUUGAUUUGCAGUAGAUAACUUUUUACUUCAUGUGAUUAAAGAUAAUAAAACCAGAUAAUGGAUUCGUUAAAUAAUAACAUUCCCGUUGAUAAUAGUUCGACACCGAAGCGAAGAAGGCUGGAUACAAGUCGAAUAUUGUGCUCCAAAGACAUCUCAAAACAUAGUCCGAUUCAUAGGCAGAUAUCGUCCACCAUGAUUAGUUCCUCGGGUAGAUGUGAAUCUCCCCCUUUGCCUUGCAACCAGAUAGAAUAUUUAAACGAAUCGGAAACCAAUUCCAGCAUUCCUUGCUCACCGGGUAUAUUAGAGUGCUCAAUACUAAAAGAUGUCGAGAACUGGGAAUCGUUAGUUUUAAGUAAUAUUCAUAAGAAGAAUAAAACACUACACACAAUCACAGAGGAAGAUUUAACAGAUGAUAUGUUUUGCUCUGAAUUAGAAGUACAAUCUAGUCAAAAUAAUCUUGUAACUUCAAACUGUGAAAAUCAUUUUAAGGGUGUAGAAGAUACUUUUGACAUGGUAAAUAAAUCGAUUUGUGAAAUAGACAAUAAUGACAAUAAAAGUUCUUGGAUCGACACUAAAGACUCAUUUUUGCUGGACAUCAAGGAAAGUGGCAUUUUGCCUCAAGAAAAACAGAGUAAAGCAAGUGAUAUAAUGAAAGCUAAAAGGACCAAUCAGAAAUUAUGUGAUGGCAGUACUUUUUAUGGGUUACCACAAGUGACGAAAAGUUUGUUUAAAACUUAUCGGAAUAUUGAAAAAUUCUAUGACUGGCAAGAAGAAUGUUUGAAUCUAGAUGCAAUCAAGGAGAGACGCAACCUCAUCUAUGCUUUGCCCACUAGCGGGGGUAAAACUCUGGUCGCCGAGGUGCUGAUGCUAAAUGAAGUACUCAACAGAAAACAAAAUGCCUUGUUUAUACUUCCUUUUGUUGCUAUUGUGCAGGAGAAGAUAUGGGCACUAUCUCCCUUUGCUGUGAAUCUGGACUUCUUGGUUGAGGAGUAUGCGGCAGGUAAAGGACACAUACCACCCAAAAAGAGGAGGAAGAAAAACAGCAUUUACAUAGCCACUAUUGAGAAAGGGCUAGCCCUAAUUCGAAGUCUAAUUGAGCUGGACCGCUUGCAUGAAAUUGGUCUAAUUGUAGUAGAUGAACUUCACUUAAUUGGAGAGCCAGGUCGGGGGGGAACAUUAGAAACACUAUUGACAACAGUGAUUUUUGCUAAUAAAGGCAUCCAAAUCGUGGGUAUGAGUGCAACGAUCGGAAAUCUACCUGAAGUGGCAAAGUUCCUUCGCGCUGAUGUGUUCCAACGCCAGUUCAGGCCGGUGGAGCUCACAGAGUAUGUGAAGCUUGGAGACAUGUUGUAUAAGAUCGUGUGGGGAGACGAAAUGGAACUAGUGCCUGAGCGACAGCUGGCUUAUGGCUACACGCCAGCAGCAACAGCGUUGGACCCGGAUUUGCUGGGGGGGCUUGUGUCGGAGGUGGUGCCGCAAGCGUCGUGCCUGGUGUUCUGCCCCACCAAGCGGAACUGCGAAAACGUCGCCGCGCUUUUGUGCAAGCUGCAGAGGAAGGAGAUGACGUCCCACCGCCUGCCGGAGCGGCAGACGCUCGCGGCGGCGCUGCGCGCGGCGGGCGGCUGCAGCAGCGCGCUGGCGCGCUGUGUGCGCUGCGGCGUGGGCUUCCACCACGCGGGGCUCGCCGCCGACGAGCGCGCCGCGCUCGAGGCCGCCUUCAGAGCGGGAGUGAUAUCAGUGUUGUGCUGCACGUCGACGCUGGCGGCGGGCGUGAACCUGCCCGCGCGGCGCGUGCUGGUGCGCGCGCCGCGCGUGGGCCGCGAGCGCGUGUCGCUCGCCGCCUACAGGCAGAUGGCGGGCCGCGCCGGCCGCGCGGGCGUCGCCGACGCCGGCGAAAGCAUAAUAAUCUGCAGCGAGCGCGACUGGCCCCCGCUCAAAGCGGUGUUGUCGGGGGGACUCGCGCCGGCGCAGAGCGCGCUGCGGCCGGCGCUGGCGGCGCUGCUGCUGAGCGCUGCGGCGCUGGGCCUGGCCCGCACCAGGGCUGCGGCGAAGGAAAUGCUGGCUUGCACAUUUCUAGCGCAGAGCUCAGAAGUUAAUCUGAAAGAGGUAUGCGACGACUCGCUCCGUUCUCUUCUCCAAUCCGGCGCUUUGGAAGUGGCGACCUCUAGCGGACUCAGCGAGUCUAAGACCGAGUGCGACACGUGCGUCGUGUACGACCAUUCGGAGUUGACUGUCAGUGAACUGGGACGAGCGGCGAUAAAAGGUGGUUUCGAGUUGGGGGUAGCGAAACAGUUGUUUCGGGACUUGCAGACGGCGUCCAGAGGGGUGGUGCUGAUGGGGAGCCUACACUUAUUGUACUUGGUCACCCCCCACGACGCAGGGGGGUUUAAACCAGACUACAGGCAUUACUACUCAUUGUACUGCAACUUGGACGAAGAGGGUUUACAAACAGCCAAGAUCCUGGGCAUCACUGAGAUGAACGCCAUUCGAAUGAUGACCGGAAAACCUAUCACUAAUGUGCCUGAAUCUGUGUUGAAUCGAUUCUAUUUGGCGCUAAUGCUACAUGACUUAUGGAAGCAGAUACCUUUCCACGAAGUUGCUGACAAAUACAACAUAUCCCGCGGCGCGGUGCAAUCGGUAAUGACAAGCGCUGCAGCGUUCGCGUCGAGCGCCGCGCGGCUGGCGGGCGCGCUGCCCGCGCUGUGGCCGUUCAGCGCCCUGCUGCAGGCGCUGGCGCCGCGGCUGCAGCACUGCGCCGCGCCCGACCUGCAGCAGCUGAUGGAGCUGCCCAAUGUUAAGAAGGCUCGCGCGUUGCAACUGAUGCGCGCAGGAUACAAGCGCAUAGAAGACCUGGCGAAGGCGAACGCAGACGAUCUCUCUUCUGCCAUCUCCCAUCUCACCCCAACUGCUGCUAGUCACCUCAUCAGUGCGGCCAGGAUGAUGUUAAUAGAAAAAGUGGAAAAUCUUCGCGCCGAGGCCGAGGAAGUGAUGGAAGAUCUCAAAAUUACGUAAACGAUAUUAUAAAUAACAAACGAAAUUUUAAUCUAGUGAAUUUAAUGGCCAAUGAAUUUAGGAUUUAAGCAGAGAUAUUUAAAUAUUUUGUUACAAUGAACUUGUGAAUAAGAAAAUAUUUUUAUAACAUU